GCAGCGACAUCGCACCCAGCUGUCCGCUUCUGGCCAAGGGUCUGCGCUUCGUCAUGGCCGAUGGGGAAGAAAUUCCUCCAAUGCCUACAUGACCUCGGAAGCUCGAAACUGUCGCGUGCAAAAAAGUCUUGUGCUUGACAACUACACAUCAUAAUGGCUGCCAGAACACUUCGCAUUGGUCUGAUUCCUGGUGACGGUAUUGGCCGUGAGGUUAUCCCGGCUGGUCGGAGAAUCCUUGAAGCACUCCCAGCUUCACUCGGCCUUAAGUUUUCAUUUGUUGAUCUCGAGGCUGGCUUCGACACCUUCAAGCAGACCGGCGUUGCGCUGCCCGACAAGACUGUCGAGAUCUUGAAGAAAGAGUGUGAUGGAGCUCUUUUCGGCGCUGUCAGCUCGCCAACGACUCCUACCAAAGGCUACAGCAGCCCCAUUGUCGCGCUGCGCAAACGGCUAGACCUGUACGCGAACGUGCGACCCGUCAAAUCUGUUGUCCCUUCUGCUGCAUUCCCCGAUCCGAUCGAUCUCGUCAUUGUGCGCGAGAACACCGAGGAUCUCUAUGUGAAAGAGGAGAAGACAUAUGAUGGACCCAAUGGAAAGGUCGCGGAGGCUAUCAAGCGCAUCUCGGAGCAUGCCUCGUCACGCAUUGCGAUCAUGGCAGGCGAGAUCGCUUUGCGCCGACAGCGGGUCCGAAACGCCAGCGGAGAUGCUAGCAGACAGGCGAUGGUGACCAUCACCCACAAGAGCAAUGUUCUAUCACAGACAGAUGGCUUGUUCCGUGCCACUGCACGAGCUGCACUUGAGCAAGCCAAGUUCAAGGAUGGCGGAGUCGUGAUCGACGAGCAGAUCGUCGACUCCAUGGUCUACAAGCUUUUCCGAGAGCCAAGCACCUACGACGUGAUUGUUGCACCAAACCUUUACGGUGACAUUUUAUCCGAUGGUGCUGCUGCCUUAGUCGGUUCGCUAGGCCUUGUGCCAUCGGCCAACGUGGGCGAGGGUUUCGCGAUUGGUGAGCCGUGCCACGGUUCUGCGCCAGACAUCCAAGGCAAAGGCAUUGCCAACCCGAUCGCCACUCUCCGCAGUGUCGCAUUGAUGCUGGAAUUCCUCAACCAGGAGGAGGCUGCUGCCAAGAUUUACCAGGCUGUUGAUGGUAACUUGUUGGAGGGCAAGUACCUCAGCCCAGACAUGGGCGGCAAGGCCACCACCGACCAGGUUGUUGAAGAUAUCAUCAAGCGUUUGUAG
Messenger RNA from Dissoconium aciculare CBS 342.82, 1236 nucleotides. RefSeq names its product Isocitrate/isopropylmalate dehydrogenase. Gene Ontology annotation, molecular function: NAD binding; magnesium ion binding; isocitrate dehydrogenase (NAD+) activity. NCBI's taxonomy places the organism in Eukaryota, Fungi, Ascomycota, Dothideomycetes, Mycosphaerellales, Dissoconiaceae. The record is from RefSeq and is a predicted model, not a curated record. The transcript has 3 exons. Bases 154 to 1236 code for a protein of 360 amino acids. Gene Ontology annotation, biological process: isocitrate metabolic process; tricarboxylic acid cycle. Gene Ontology annotation, cellular component: mitochondrion.